AUGUCUCAAGAACAUAGACAGCAAUCGGCCUUCCGCCGGCAGAUCUUUCUUCCGAGAUUCCAGAAUUUUGAGAGGUACAAGUCUCCCUCGAGUGACGAACUACGCGUUGGACCGGCCCCCAGUGAGAAGGCGGUACGAGGCUGGAGUGGGACGCUGGCCUCAUACUGGUUUCUUCCGAGGCCAGAGUCGACGUCGAUGCCGUUCGUAAAGCACGACGCCCAACCACCCGCAUCAUGGCCUACAGAAACUUCAUACCUCGUCAAAUGCCGACUCUCGCCUACAUUCCCCUCUGCCCUACAUUCUUUCCUCUUUGACAAGAACACGGUCUCGUCUCCCGCGGCAAGAUACAAUCCAAGGCCUGUAAUCCAUCCUUCUCACCUUAGCAUCAAGGUCAUCAAGGAUCCUGGUCAUCCUGCCAAUGGGCAGGCUGGGUUGUUCACAAAGAGGAAGAUCCCGCCCGGAGAGCUGGUGAUCCCGUACCUAGGGGUGAUACACCAUUCCUUAGUCGCAGAUGCAGAUUCAGACGUGGCCACCAUCGCAGUGAUCCCGGACGAGCACGAACAUUCCGACUACGAUUUGUCUCUUGUAAGGAUCUCCGCCCACGACCCGUUGAGCCCCUUCUUUGGAUAUCACGUCUCCAUCGGGGUGGACGCCGCUCAUGCGGGAAACGCAGCGCGAUUCGUUAAUGACUAUCGAGGAAUCUCAAGUGAGCCCAAUGCGGAAUUCUGCUUGGGUCACGGUGCGGCAGGCGAGCUGAGGAUGGAGAUUUGGUCUCUCAAGAAGGGCAUCGCAAAGGGAGAAGAGGUACUAGUCAGUUAUGGGAAAUCUUGGUGGUCUGCGAGAAAACCAUGA
Messenger RNA from Kockovaella imperatae, 852 nucleotides. RefSeq lists its product as hypothetical. Bases 1 to 852 code for a protein of 283 amino acids. The transcript has a single exon. The record is from RefSeq and is a predicted model, not a curated record. Lineage: Eukaryota; Fungi; Basidiomycota; Tremellomycetes; Tremellales; Cuniculitremaceae. Gene Ontology annotation, molecular function: protein binding.